GAGCGUUUACUAUUGCUGAUGCGUUCAAUCACUGCAGGAUUCCUGUGCAGCUCUGAAUGUACAGAAAAUAAAUCAGAUAACCUAAGCCUUGACAUGACCGCCAAUUAAAUUCUUAAGAUGCAAACUGAGAACACCACGGAGGGAAACGGUGCAGAAUUUCAAGGCCUUUUUUUUUUUCUUUCUUCCUAAAGCUGCACCACUCUCUGCUUCCUUGCUGUUUAAAUUCCAAGCACACACAAGCUAUUACAACCAGUGAAGCACGCAAACCACCCCUGUGGCACCAGUGGCAAAGUCUGACAGCGAUAGGCACCGUGCCAACCAUGACGGAAGGCUUUCUGCUCUGGAGCUGAUGUCAUCGAAUGCCGGGGGGCAUAUCUGUGGCUAUUUUGUUGCUUUUUUUUUUCCCCCCCUGCAUAAAAUCUCAUUUCACUGUCCCUUUGUCCUUGGAGAACCUUGAGGCUGUGACUGAAUGGAUUUGCAGUGAUUGAAUCAAGUGUGCUUAACCCAUUUAUGUGCCACCAAAUCAGAUCAGGCAGAGAAAUCUGUCAGUAUUCAUACAAUCACUCGCUGAUUGAUUCCUGUGAUAUUAUUAGCAGGCAGGAGCGAGGUAGAUAAAUCUGUUUGCAGUGCAGCCUUUUUUUUUUCCUCUCCCUUAUCACGUCUUAUCUGGAUUAUCUUACAGGGGCACGAACAUGGCGCAGACAUGUCAGUUAAUGAGAUCAAAUGAUAUUUUUGACCUUUGGGUGUCCGGUUAAGUGUCUGAUCUGAUGCCUGCUGUGAUAAAUCAGGUGCUAAUGGAUAGAUAAAACGCGAUCGCUCGCUCCUCUCCGACUGCAGCCUCCCUUCAUUUUGUUCUUAUGUGUUUAACUAAUCAAAGAGCUCAAUUAGGCCAUAUUCAUGUGUGGAGUUAAUCCAAUCCAGCCCUGUGUUGUUGUUGCCCCUGUUCGACUUUAAGAGAGCUCUAUGGGCGGUCCUUGCGCGCAGACCAAUGAAUCGCCUUCUCUGUUUAAAUAGUCCUUGAUGUCAACUUUUCUUCUUCACUCAUAGCUCCCUCUAACGCCAUGUUGGCUGUUAUGACUUGACUUGUUGUUUUCAUCUGCCUUACUACGGACUUGACAGGAGUGGCUUUCUUAAACCCCCCCGCCCCCCCUCCCUGCGCCUUUUUGGAGACGCUUUAUUCUGUUUUUUUGCGCGUACGCGUUUUGGAUGAUACGCGCGGAGCAUGCAUGCAUCACUCGCCUGCAUUUGAAAGGAAUACUGCUUUGGGAAUAGAAGAGUUGGAAGAGGUCGUUGCUUGUGUGCUCUUUUUUAUUUCCUUGUCAUAUGUGCAACAAAAUGUCAGAUGUUCGCCUUUCCAACGCGAGCCCGACGGUGGAGAGGGUGGAUGCGCGGCAGCAGGACAACGUCAGACCUCCGGUUCGCAGAAGUCUUUUCGGCUCACCUGACCGAGAGGAGAUACGGAGGUAUUUGGACGCUGCGAUCCAGUCAGACGUGCAGGAUUUUCGGGAGACGUACAAUUUCGACCCCGUCGAGGAGAGACCGCUCACUCCGCGCAACUACGAGUGGCAGGCGGACGACGACGCACCGGAUUUUUAUCGCAGACCGCCUCACGGGUGCCAGCGGCCCCGGCGAGACGCGGACUCUCCCGGGGAGGGCAGUCAGCGGGAUGCGGAGGGGAGCAGCGAGGGGCGGUCGGGUCGCCAACCAGAGAGCGGCGGCGCCAGGAAAAGACGAUCGGUGUCUCCAGGUCCCAGCUCGGGAGAGUGUCCGAGCAAAAGGUCGAAUACCGACGAAGACGACGAUGAUGAAGACGAGUCGGACGGUGGAGCGAGUCAGGCGGCGGUAAGAGCCGCGGAGGAGGAGGAGGAGGAGGAGGGGGAGGAGAGAGCGAGCGGGCCGGGGAGCAGCGCGGAGGUCCGGUGAAAAAAGUAAAAGAGCGGGGGAAGACCUGUCGCUGGUGGAAUACUGUAGCCCUUUCUCAUCAUCUGACAGAUGGGAGAGAAAAGAAAAAAAAAAAUCUCUAUAUAUAUAUAUAAAAAAAAAGCAGCCUUUUCCUACAAGAAGGGAGGAGGAGAGGCUGCACAAGCACUGAAUAUGUACACUAUCAAGUUUUGGCACUCAUUUCAGAUUUAAAAUUGCCUCAGAAGCAGCAGACAAUGUAGCAGUGUGCAAAUGGAUUUUUGCUCAUUUUCUUUUUUCUUUUUUUUUUUUUAUCUACUACCUAUGUUUCAGAUGUAGCACAUAAUAAAAAAAAAAAAGCAUAUUAUGCUUUUCAUACUUUUUUUUGUUAAAUGUAUUUGUGUGAAUUUGACUCGGGAAGUUGCAGUGCAAUUUCCAACAGAGAAAUAUUAUUUUGUUAAAGUGGUCAUGUUAUAUCAUGUUCAGGUAAAUUGAUCUAAGUUAAAAAUGCAGAUUUCAAACGUCAGGGUUAUGUGGAAACAAAAUGUCUUCUUUGUCUUUCUUCUUCUAUGGCUUUAUUUGUCCCAGUGCUUAUAUUAUUGUCUUUUUUUUUGUUUUUUGAAGGCCCAGAUGGCCACACUGUAAGUUGAGGGUCCAUCUAACUGGGAACAGCCAUGACAGAUAAAGUUUACAUGCAAAUAUUGUCUCCUUAUUUCCCCAUUUGUAUUUCUUUCCUUUUUUUUAUUUUUUAAUUUUCCUGGGGUUUUUUGCCAAAGUUUGUACCUUUUUGUUCUGGGGCUGGGGGGAGGGGUGGGAGGGUGGCUAAACUGCUGAGCAAUAUCCAACCAAAUUUUAUAACAGUAUUUGCUAAUAAUCCUAAGAAUUAGCUUUUUACUUUUUAAAUUAGGUGAGUUCAUAUAUUAUUUUUUUUGGUGGCUUUUAGGUCACACAUCCCCGCCCCCCCUUUGUAAUAAGUGGUGUAGUCCAGGCUAACAUAGAUAAAAUAUGUUGAAAAUCGCUGGGCUACUUAUGCAAAUAUGUGAAUCAAAGAUUUGUGGUGUGGAAUUCAUGUGGAACAUGUAAUUGCACUAUUGUUAAUUUCUUUCUUCUUUUUUUUUUUUUUUAAAAAGGCAGAAAUACAAAGUUACACUGCCUCAUUUGGUGUAAAACUUUGAAGUGUACCUGUGUGCCUUUUUACUUUUUUUUUUUGAAAAACACUGAAAAAAUUAUACUAACUUAUUUAUGUUGAGCUUUUUUUUUGUUGUGGGUGUAUGUAUAGCUUCCCAAAGCGACAUUUUUGUAAAUAUAUAUUUUCAUUAUUGUUUUUAAGAUAAAUAAAAUGUUGCAAAACUGAGCCUAAUAAUCGAUUUUA
This is a messenger RNA of Acanthopagrus latus (yellowfin seabream), 3271 nucleotides long. It is a transcript of the gene cdkn1ba, whose product is annotated as cyclin-dependent kinase inhibitor 1Ba. The record is from RefSeq and is a predicted model, not a curated record. The transcript has 3 exons. Gene Ontology annotation, molecular function: cyclin-dependent protein serine/threonine kinase inhibitor activity; protein-folding chaperone binding. The coding region runs from base 1324 to 1923 and encodes 199 amino acids. Gene Ontology annotation, cellular component: nucleus; cytoplasm. Gene Ontology annotation, biological process: G1/S transition of mitotic cell cycle; regulation of cell cycle; negative regulation of cell population proliferation. Lineage: Eukaryota; Metazoa; Chordata; Actinopteri; Spariformes; Sparidae.